AUGGGUGACCCAAAUCCUGCGAGUAAUAUUCGAAGAUGUGUUGUUCGGAGAAUGCCUCGGGUUCUACUUGGUGCUUGCGGAAAUUCCUCAUCUAGUAUACCUUUUAUUAAUGCUACAGAAAUUCCUCAUCUAGUUGCUAAUGGUGAUCGAACUUCUGCUCAUCAGUAUCUGGAAUGGGCUGAUGUCAUGGUCAUUGCUCCAUUGUCUGCAAAUACCCUUGCUAAGAUUGCGCGAGGGUUAUCUGAUAAUAUAUUGACAGAAAUUGUGCGACGUUGGAACCCUAACAAGCCGAUUUACGUUGCACCUUCCGUGGACGUUAUUACGUGGAAUAAUCCUUCCACAGAACAACACCGCAAAAUAUGCGUUGAUCAACUUGGCAUUAAUAUCAUCGAACCCUCUAAAAUGGGUGAAAUGGCUGAACCUUCUGAAAUUUCUUACACUGUCAAGAUCUCUAAUGAUGAGAUUUGGGACUAUGUUUAUUGUUAG
Messenger RNA from Vigna unguiculata (cowpea), 486 nucleotides. RefSeq names its product putative phosphopantothenoylcysteine decarboxylase pseudogene. The record is from RefSeq and is a predicted model, not a curated record. NCBI's taxonomy places the organism in Eukaryota, Viridiplantae, Streptophyta, Magnoliopsida, Fabales, Fabaceae.